Lepisosteus oculatus (spotted gar) is the source of this 1641-nucleotide messenger RNA. The record is from RefSeq and is a predicted model, not a curated record. NCBI's taxonomy places the organism in Eukaryota, Metazoa, Chordata, Actinopteri, Semionotiformes, Lepisosteidae.
UGUGCCGAGUGAGGAGGGGAGACCAGUCAGGACAGGCGGACAGGCGGACGGGCUGUGGCUCCGGCGCUCCGGCACACACAGGAACCAGCCCCGCGGCCGGCGAUGGCAGCAAGGCUGACAGGCUUGCAGGAGCAGCUGGUCUGGGCCCUGCUGGGGUCCGGGCUGUCGCGGGACAUCCUGAUCCAGGCGGCCGAGGAGCUGGAGCAGGCCGGGGGGGGGCUGGGGGCCGAGGCGGGCGACAGGGGCGCUGUGGAGGGGGAGGGCGACAGCUCAGAGGAGGGAGAGGAGGAGUUUGCCCCCCCCAUCUUCAAAGAGCUGGAGAGCCUGAGUCCUGAGGAGGCAGCAAGGCAGAGGGCAGAGGUGGAGCACCUGCUACAGGAGGACCCCUGGCAGGUGGCCAAGCUGGUGAGGAGCUACAUGCAGCAGCACAACCUGCCGCAGAGGGAGGUGGUCGACUCGACGGGGCUCAACCAGUCCCACCUGUCGCAGCACCUGAACAAGGGCACGCCCAUGAAGAGCCAGAAGCGGGCGGCACUCUACACCUGGUACGUUCGCAAGCAGGGCGAGAUCACGCAGCAGUUCAGCAACGCCAGCCGCGGCCUGCUGGUGGGGGAGGAGCCCGAGGAGCCGGGCAGCAGGAGGCAGCGCAGGAACAGGUUCAAGUGGGGCCCCGCCUCCCAGCAGAUCCUGUUCCAGGCGUACGAACGGCAGAAGAACCCCAGCAAGGAGGAGCGGGAGAGUCUGGUGGAGGAGUGUAACCGGGCAGAGUGCCUGCAGCGCGGGGUGUCCCCCUCCCAGCUGGCCGGGCUGGGCUCGAACCUGGUGACGGAGGUGCGAGUCUACAACUGGUUUGCCAACCGCCGUAAAGAGGAGGCCUUCCGCCACAAGCUGGCGCUGGACAGCUCCUACCCCGGGCAUUCGGCCAGCGGCACAGCGCCUGGCGGCACGGACAGCCCCAGCCAUGGGGUGAAGUACAGCCAGCCGACGGCCAAUCAGAACAUGGCAUCGAGCGGAGAUCACCAUGGAGACAAGAGCAUGGGGGGGCGGCUGGAGGUCAGCCAUGCCCUGCUGGAGGCGCCGUGCAGACCGGUCUCAGUGUCCACAGCAGGCGCAGGGGCAGGUGGGGGCUCUGGCGGGGGCAUGCUGCCCCCAGUCAGCACCCUGACCGCGCUGCAUGGCCUGUCCCCCUCUUCGCCCACCCCCGCGCAGGGCCUGAUCAUGGCCUCGCUGCCCAGCGUGGUGAGCCUGGGGCCAGGAGAGUCCUCGCUGCUCAUUGGUCUGGCCUCCACUCAGCCCCAGACUGUCAUUAACAGUGUCGGGGGUGGGCUCACCACCCUCCAGCCAAUCCCUUUCCAGCAGCAGAUCCACACCUCCCACCAACAACCUAUCAUGCAGCAGUUCCCAAGUCACAUGGGCCCAGGCUCCUUCAUGGCUACCAUGGCUCAACUAUCCCCACACGUGUAUGGACACAAGCCUGAGCUGCCCCAGUAUCCCAACUCCAGCCUGUUCCCCCAGGCCAUGGUCAUCACCGACACCAGCGGCAUCGGCACGCUGGCCAGCCUCACUGCUGUCAAACAGAUUCUGACCAUGGAUCCCGAGAGCCAGUCAGAUCCGGCCGUCCACAUGGUCUCCCAGCAAGAC